AUGGCGUCUGCCGCCUCCUUCUCUAUAUCCUACCUUGUGAACUACCUAAAGUCCUCCUUCCCCGACCCCGUCGUCCAACAUGUCCAGGACAUCUUCGCGCCCGGCUCUCAGUUCAGAGAAGACGUGGGCUGGUUCGGCGGCUGGAUCUCCAGCGUGGUGAACAAGAGCCUCUGGCCGACCCUCGAGCCGACGGUGAAUAGGUUCGCCGAGUUCCUGCACCACUCCCCCGAGAUGGUCUCCGCGAUCGUGGUGCUGCUGGUGAUUUUUGUCUCGAUCCAGAUCGUCAGGUUGAUGCACAGGGUGGUGAGGUUUUGGACGAGGUUGCUGGUCAGGCUGGCUUUUUGGGGGGUGGUGGGGUUGGUGGUUAGUAUGGCGUGGGAUAGGGGGUUGGAGCAGAGCAUAAGGGACUUGGUCUUGGUGGGCACGGGGUUGUACAGAUGGGGAAAGAGGGCGGGGCAGGUCUUUUGGGAUGAGUAUGAAAAGGCUCAGAGGGAGGUUCAGGAUGAUUGGAAGGGUUGGUGA
This is a messenger RNA of Podospora anserina S mat+, 522 nucleotides long. RefSeq lists its product as uncharacterized. Lineage: Eukaryota; Fungi; Ascomycota; Sordariomycetes; Sordariales; Podosporaceae. Bases 1 to 522 code for a protein of 173 amino acids. The transcript has 2 exons. The record is from RefSeq and is a predicted model, not a curated record.